UAAAACCAGAGCUUUUUACCAACAGAUUUCAACCAUAUUAUCUGAGGAAGAUAGGAUUUAUGUAGCAUAACAAAAAUACGAACUCGUAUCUAAAAAAGGUUGUGCAUCUGAAGGAAUAAUUCUGCAUGAUUAGCUUUCUUAGUUUCUCUAAACCUGAUUUAUCUGGUCAUGCAGCUGUUGUUAAGUAAAAAAUGUAAAAACUACGGUAGCAAAAAUGCUAAACGGACUCAAACAGGACACUUGCGAUGAAAGAUAAAGCUAUGAAGAGGAAAAACACUGCAAUGCGUCGAGAAAAACAUAACGACCACUAAAAGAGUGAGUUUACUGAGUGUCAAGAGCUGUCUCAGUGCUACUAAAUUGCACCUGCUGUCAGUUGCUAUUGUGAAAAAUUCCAGUUCUAGGCUCAGAGUCAGCAGAUGGCUAGUUCUCCAAGUCAAUAGCAAUUUAUAAUAUUUGCUUUUAAUACAAAACAGAUUUUUAGCUCUUAGGCAAAUUUAGAUCUUUGUUUUCCUUGGUUUCACCAGUAGCUUAUUGCUACAACAGGUCUAUAAAAUUGUCAAGCUAUAAAUGUAUGCGUGAUGGGUGGGAAGCUCGAACCAGAAAUGCAAACAUUGUAUUAAACGUCACUUGACUGAAUUUCUUGUGGACCGUUGAGAUGAUGCACUAUAUCGAAGUAUUACCUGAUGCACGAGAAACUCAUUGGCCUUUUUCAGCUGCACCUGUGAUUAAAGUAGAUUGACUAAUGCAGAUGUUAUACUCAACCUUUUAAUCUGCGCUGCUCAGUGGAUCAUCUCAGUAAGACCUGGGAGACAAACUCUAUGCUGCAACAAGACAGUAAUAAGAUGGGCUUAUCUUCGAGCGAAACAAACUGCACGCAUCUCUCUUUAAAUAUCGCAAGAGGCGGUCACGUUCAUACCAAUGUUGUUAUAUUGAUCGUUCUCGAUGUAUUUGUGACAAUCGCGACGAUAAUAGCAAAUGGACUUUUCUUAGUUAUCCUCUGCAAGUCACGGCGAUUACAUGUACCUUCGAACAUCCUUGUUGGUGCUCUUUGCUGGUCCGAUCUUAUUGUUGGAAUGGUUGCUCAAAUGUUUUACCUGAUGAUAUUAUUUUUGAUCGAAGGAGAUGAGAUAGUGUCUGAUGUACUGUUGAAUUCUUUUCAUAUUUUGUUCACUCUCUGCAGUGGCUCAUCGUGUUUGAUUGUGGCAGUUAUAAGUCUGGAUCGCUAUACGGCAGUGUCUCACCCUUACAAAUACAGAAGAUAUGCAACUUGCAAGACCCAUGUUUUUAUUGUCACAAUUUUGUGCUUAAUUUGGCUUAUAUUUACUUUGUCACACAUUUCAAAUUCGUCAGCGUUUCAAAAUUUUCAAUAUACAUUGUUCGCACUCAUUUUCAUUGUUAUUCUGACCGUAAUUUUUACAUACUUAAGCAUUUACCUUAUAAUCAGAAAGCACAGAAGAACGGUUCCCAUGCUGGGAAGGAUCGAUGGCAACGAAAGAAGAGAGCUGUUUCAUGUACGAAGAGAAAAGGAAAGAUCCUAUGCUAUGUUGCCGAUUAUCGGAAUCUUUCUUUUGCUACACUUGCCAUACCUGGCUUUCUCACUCUACUUCAUCGUUUGGCCAGAAACUGUUUGUAGCGAUUCGUUGCUUUUGAUGUAUCUCUGGGAUGAAUUUUUCUUGCUUUUAAGCAGCCUAACAAAUCCUUUGGUGUACUGCUUGCAGAGAAGCGAGUUCAGGAUAUCAGCUCUACGUAUUUUUUCUGGAUCGAAUUGAAAAGGAAGACAUCUGCAGCAAAGUAGCUUUCUUUGAUUUUCUUUGUCAAUCGAAUGUCUAGCUUUGAUAAAAGGAUUGGAAAAGGUUUUUAAUUAUCAGUAACGCUACUUACUCAUGUCUUAGUUUUUAAAGUAAUCCUGCUAAAGCAAUUUUGCCACAUCGAAGUAUUUUUAUCAAGCAUUUUACAUUGACGACUUUGUUGUCUUAUGCUUAAAUAUACUCAGGAUAUACACUUAGUGAACAAAAGAAUUGCACAAGUUUGACCAUUGCGACCGCGUUGUCAACAACAACAAAGUUUUAACUUUUUAUUGGUCAGUCUCCCAGCUUUGAAACCCUUGUGAGACUUAAACUUUUUUGAAAAGCUUAGUAACAAGUUCUGUCAAUCACGAUAUGAUAAGUUCAGAAAAACAUUUGCAAGAUAGCAUUUAGGUUUUGAAGUACCAAGUUGAUCAUAAAUGGCCUUCUAUUUGGUGGAAAGUGGCAUAUUUUAAGCCAUUUUAUUUUGUCCAUUCAUUUACAGCUAUUGAGGCACUCGAGUGAACCUGUUUAUCGCGGGAAUUUCGGUAUUUUAAUUUAACGAGAGGACGAAAUGCUGUUUUACGGAAUUUUCAGCAUUAUUUGUUCCCUUUACAAAAUCACAAUCGGUUGGAAAAGAUGGACAUUACGAUUUGUGCCACACUUUACUGAUUGAAUUUUGCUGCAACAUAUCACGAAGCGGGUGCUGCAAUUAGGCCCCUUUGUGGCUUCAAAAAUUCCCGACCAAAACAUUUAGCAGAUUCUCCAACCAAAGUGAGGAAAAUGAGCAGUUCUAGACACCCAAGCAUAAAGUAAGUACCCCCGAGUUCAUUGUAAUAAGAUAUCGCAAACUGGAGCAAAAAUGAACUUUUUUAUUGCAAAUGUUUCACCGGUACUUCAAUCAUCAUGGUGUUGUUGCGACAUGUCGAUAUUGUUUAGAAAUAGGCGAAAAUCAAGAGUCAUCUUUCAUUUACUAUUUUCACCAUCAAACCUUGAUAAAUUUUCCAACAAACUCCAGUUGAAAAGUCAUCUUAUAACUUUUAUGAAACUUGAACUUUGGUUCGCUAAAAAUUUUUGCUGCGAUGCGGCCAUUUCUGUUUCAGCCUGUGCAAUACUUUUGCUCACUAAGUGUUUAUUUAACUAAACCGAUUCAAUAAUAUGGAAAGACCAAGAAAGUUUGCAAUAUUCACCAAAAAUGACACUUUCCAAAUUGUUUAUAGGGUCUUGCUACUUCUUUACAUUGUGAAUCAAAAUAAAUGGCAACGUUUAGUAAAGGAAGCUGAACUGUUUCGCCGUUUUAUCCCAAUAAUUUCUAAAAGAAUUGAAACAAUAUUCAGCCAAUUUUCGGCAAAUAUUUACAAAUGGGCUUUGCAGGUUUUGAAGAGUGUCACGCGAUGCUAAUUGGUUCAUAUUGCCCAGCCUCUCAGUGACAUAAUAUUGCGUGUUGGUUUUUAUGUGCAGUGAACCGAUAUGAGGUUAUAUUCUAGUUAGGAAUUUGAGCGCAGCAAGCCUGGUACCGCCAGCUAGAAUUCAAAACCCUUGUUUUACGCAAUGAAAAGGAAAACCUAGAAUAUACUUACAUAAAGUACUUAAAGGAAAGUAACAAGUGAGAAAGAAAUUUAGUAUGAAUAUACCAAACUAUUAUCAAUAUUUUGCUUGGAGGUGUCUGCUAAAGGAGUCAGCCACUCUAUUUGGUCAACAAUCUUACUUUGCUGAAAAUAACUUCCCUCUUUGUCAGUAUGAAUAUCAGAGAACAGGAAAUGAAUAAGCGUCUCAUGUUGAAAAUGGUUUUUAGUGAUCCUUUGACGGUUUAAAAUGGUUGCCUGGGUCAUGGUCAAACCAAAUUUUUAAUGAUUUUCUAUUGUUAGAGCAAUCGGUUAUUGUAGUGCUCUUUAGAUAAACAAACGUUUGCCGCCGCAGCUAAUUUCCCUUGGCAAAGGCUAUGAAAUUUCUCGCGAGCGACAAUACAACUUCAAAGGCGAAUGAAGGGAAAUAAGUUGCGCGUGUAAACAUUCUACACCACCGGUUUGAUGCGUCUGUAGCUGUGUUAACACCGAUAAGAUGACUGUUGUUUUUGUGUUUGGAGGAAAGAAAGUUACGAUAAUGAGUUUUGGCAAUAGAUUAUCUUUUAAGGCUAAUAUGAUUGGUUAGUUAUAUCAUUUUUAUUUUAUGAAACAAUCAGCUCUGUUUUCUAGCCAAUAAAGAAAACUAGCAAGUUAAUAAAUAACUUUACUUUAUGGAUGCUGCAAAUUUAUUCAAAACAAUUGCAGUUCAAAAGACGCCAUGGAAUUUCACGCGUCAUAUCAUCAAAUUUGCACCGAGGAAAGAAGAACGCCUCACUUAUAGAAGCUCUAAAGUCUUUUAAAAAGGGUCCCAGGAACCGCACCACAAAGUAGUAGUGCUGGGUUCUGGCAAAUUUUGUGUCAUCCUGCAGUAAAUAAAUAACUCGAUGUGUCAUCCUGCAAAAUGGUUGUGAAUAACUAUGCAUAAACCAUUUAAAUACUUCAUGUCAGAACUGUAAAAUAGUCAUUGUCAUAGACUAUAGUUAUGAAAGAUGUUAAAACUUUCAAAAAUUUGCCAACAUUUUAUCGAAACUGCGUUUUCAACUACUAUCCGUACCAAUCUGCUAUGAAAUUAUUGACAUUCAUUGACUUCUUUUUCUAAUUCAAGGCUGGCUAGUUUUUAAGUUGCUAGCUAGGACAAAAUUAUAACUUCCUGCCUUUUCCAUCCAGCCAUAGAGGACAGCUGUAACAUCCAAAUGCAAUAUAACACUUAUUGAUUCUAAUAUCAAAGCUUCUGAACGUGAUAUUGCCUUUGCAAUUAGGAGUAAAGUCUAGAACGUGCUCCAUUCCCAUGGCCUUUGCAAUUAGGAGUAAAGUCUAGUAUCGGUAACAGUCUGCUUUUACAAACAAUCUUUUCAUGAGAAAGGUAUUUAAAAUUUCCAUUACUGGAUGACACCCAGGGGCGGACUGGCUGGUCGGGCUAUUCGGGCGAUCGAACAUGGUUAGCAGAACAUGGUUAAUGGCUUUGAAAAAAGCAAACAUUUUACGACAUACUAAAAGCUUUUUCGUCUGACACUCCUCAGAGCAUAAAACGUCAGAAUAGGUUCCGAAAAAACACGAUGGAAAAAUAUAUACCCAGUUGUGGAUCGAAAUAGGCCAAACAGAAAAACGCAAGCACAAGACUGGUAUAGUUAACCAAUCAGUGCCGCGAGCCUAAAGAAAAAUUACCAAUGGAGUCCGAGAGAGAAAACGAACUCCUUUUGUCUACACAAUGGCGGCUUUUUCGUUAACCAUGUUCUGUUAACCAUGUUCUGUUAACCAUGUUCUGUUAACCAUGUUCUGUUAACCAUGUUCUAUUAACCAUGUUCUGUUAACCAUGUUCUGUUAACCAUGUUCUAUUAACCAUGUUCUGUUAACCAUGUUCUGUUAACCAUUCAUCCAUGCACAAAAUUACUGAAUUUGAAAACUUGUUUUCCGUACAGACCAAUAUUUACUAGCAUUUUCCGAGGAACUUUUUAUUUGCUAUUAUUAUGGGCCGGUUUGAUCAAAAUGUGCCCGGGCCGAAAAAAAUUGCCAGUCCGCCUCUGAUGACACCUAUGCCAUUAUCAAAACAGAGACUGGGUGUGAUAUUGUUCUAAAACACCUUAAUGGUCUUUAUCCAGCCCUACUGUUUACUUCUGAAAAGGAAGAUAACAAUUCCAUGUCAUUUUCAGAAGUUUUGGUUGAAAUGUGUCUGGAACUGGAUUUUUUACCAGUGUAAACCGUAAGCUUACUUUUUUAGAGUUAUACACUCAAUGGAUUUCGCUUUGACCAAAACAAAGGAAAAUCAACCUUAACGUUAACCCAAAACAAAGUAAAAUCAAUAUGUUAACUAAUGGGACACUUUUGAAUUGUUCAAAGUCUAAACUCGAUUCAAAACUUGAUCAAAUGAAAAAGAUCUUUCUGGAAAACGGCUUUUACUUACAUUAAGGCAGUGUCGUGCUGGCAGGAGGCAAGGGGGCAAUUGCCCCCCUGCCGAUCAAAUAUCAGGGGCGCCAAAAUGAAUUUUCACUUUGUAGGGGCGCUGAAGGCCCCCUUGACAAAUAGCUAGCAAGCAAGGAAGAAUUUGAUAAAAGAACCCAACAAUACUAAAAGCGAAAAGAACAAGAAUCACCUUGCAACAUACCAUUCCUUUUUUCACUAACUUUGAUGCGCUUUACAAUGUUCACCAUCUCAAUAUCGCACGCUAAAUCUAAAUGAUUUUUGCACAAAGUAGAUGCCGGAGAGGUU
Molecule: messenger RNA, 6055 nt
Organism: Rhopilema esculentum
Lineage: Eukaryota; Metazoa; Cnidaria; Scyphozoa; Rhizostomeae; Rhizostomatidae
Product: 5-hydroxytryptamine receptor 7-like
Biological process (GO): G protein-coupled receptor signaling pathway
Cellular component (GO): membrane
Molecular function (GO): G protein-coupled receptor activity
Source: RefSeq, a predicted model, not a curated record